AUGAGCAGUCAAUGUGUUUCACCGUUUUACAAAGCUAAAAGCUGCUCUUCCAUGGGCAUGUUUAAUAUCUCCAUGGGAAAACUGCAGCGACAACUCUACAAGGGAGAAUAUGCUAUAUUUGCAUAUGCGCCAAUGUUUGAGAGUGACUUUAUCCAGAUCAGCAAAAAAGGAGAAGUGAUGGAUGUGCACAACCGUAGCCGAGUGGUGACAGUGGGCAUUGUCUGCACCAGCCCUAGCCUCAAAGUGCCCGAUGUCAUGCUGCUGGCACAACCAACUGCAAACCAGGAGCAGCACACCACAUGGGACUAUGACACCAAGGAAAAACGCCACAAGUGUGCACAGACCUUGGAGUUAACAAGGCUGCUUCCCUUGAAGUUUGUAAAGAUAUCCAUCCAUAAUGGUGAAAAACAACAGCUCCGCCUCAAGUUUGCCACAGGUCGCUCUUUUUACCUUCAGUUGUGUCCCCCUUCAGACAAAAGAGAAGAUCUUUUUGUUUACUGGGAAGAUCUCAUUUACCUCCUGAAACCCCCAGUGGAGGCUUACAGCGGCACCCCGGCCAUCCUAGCUGGGGACACAAUGGACAUACCUGUGUUUGAGACAGAGGACAUAAGCGCAGUAGUAAGUCUUCAGAGAGACUCUAGAGGAUGGGGCCAGGGCACAUAG
Chrysochloris asiatica (Cape golden mole) is the source of this 663-nucleotide messenger RNA. Its product is annotated as protein FAM71C-like. Gene Ontology annotation, cellular component: nucleus. The transcript has a single exon. Bases 1 to 663 code for a protein of 220 amino acids. Lineage: Eukaryota; Metazoa; Chordata; Mammalia; Afrosoricida; Chrysochloridae. The record is from RefSeq and is a predicted model, not a curated record.